Fusarium fujikuroi IMI 58289 is the source of this 1503-nucleotide messenger RNA. RefSeq names its product putative aryldialkylphosphatase family protein. Gene Ontology annotation, molecular function: hydrolase activity, acting on carbon-nitrogen (but not peptide) bonds. The coding region runs from base 1 to 1503 and encodes 500 amino acids. NCBI's taxonomy places the organism in Eukaryota, Fungi, Ascomycota, Sordariomycetes, Hypocreales, Nectriaceae. The record is from RefSeq and is a predicted model, not a curated record. The transcript is spliced from 6 exons.
AUGACUAAAGGAGAAACCAUCAAGACUUCGUGGCCUCAGGGGCCCCACGAUUCCUGGUUUGGACAGACAACCUUUGCCCAAAGCCUUCCUAAAAACGUCGAGUUCAUCAAUAACUUGAAGCUUGACAAGAAGCUCCAGCCCAAAAAGUACGAGAUUGAAGGAACACACCCGGAGUCAAAGAUUCUCUUUAAAAAUGUCCAUAUUAUUGAGUCUACGGGCCGUGAGCCUUACAAAGGCGAUGUCUUGAUUCGAGGCGAAAGGAUCAGUGAUGUUGGUCAGGUCCCUAACAGGGAAGAGCUCGAGAAAGACCCUACUGUUCGCGUCUUUGAGGGAAGAGGCAGAACACUCAUGUCAGGCCUUGGAGAUGGACAUACUCAUUUCACCUGGAAUGGAGGUGACCUCAACAGACUCGGAGAGCUCGAGGUUGAAGAGCAUGUUCUCCUGACAAUCAAGAGUGCCCAAUGCUUUCUUGAUUCGGGAUACACCAUGUGUUUCGGAGCGGCCUCGGCUAAAGACCGUCUGGAUGUGGUGGUUCGAGACGCAAUCAACGCCGGUGAUGUUCCAGGUCCUCGUUAUCUUGCCAACGCAAGAGAGAUCGCCAAGCCCGAAGGCGAAUUGGUCGCGGGUAUUACGCGAUUUGCUGACGGUCCUGAUGAAAUGCGCGAGGUGAUCAGACACAACAUUGAAAAUAUCGGCGUCGACAACAUCAAGCUCAGCAUCUCGGGCGAGGAAAUCACCGAGAUUCGCUCGGCGCAGGACUGUUACUUCAACGACGAAGAAAUGGCUGCCUGCGUCGAUGAGGCACACAAGCGCGGAAAACGACUGUGCGCACAUGCUCGAGCUAGAGAUUCGAUCAAAAUGUGCGUGAAGCAUGGUGUGGAUGUUAUAUAUCACGGCAGCUACAUUGAUGAUGAAGGGAUGGACAUGCUGGAACGCGAGCGAGAGAGAUACAUCGUUGUCCCAGCUAUCAACUGGCUGGUUGCUACGACAUACGAAGCCGAGGCGUUUGGAUAUUCGCACGAAACCGCGGAGAAAGCAGGAUACAAGCGAGAGCUCGACAUCGCGGUCGCUGGACUGCGCGAGAUGCACAGACGGGGAAUUGUCGUUCUACCGGGAGGUGAUUACGGCUUUGCGUGGACGCCUCACGGAACAUAUGCGCGUGAUCUUGAGCAUUUCGUCAAGCUGCUUGGUUUUACUCCGCACGAGAGCAUCAUCGCUGCAACUGCUGGAGUUGCUGCGCUGUUGAUGAGGGGCCACGAGCUCGGUAGGAUCCAGCCUGGAUACUAUGCCGACUGCAUACUUGUUGACGGUGAUCCCCUGCAAGACAUCUCUGUCCUACAGAAUCACGAUAAACUUAAUGUUAUCAUCAUCAACGGUCGAGUUCAUAAGGCAGGAAGGAAGGAGUACUUUACGGACCCAUCGGGAUCACUUUCCCAUGGGAUUCCGCGUCAUUUAAUAGGAGACUUUCCUGAGAAAAAGCAAGCUAUGCAGAAGACGUUUUAG